This is a messenger RNA of Scatophagus argus, 1300 nucleotides long. It is a transcript of the gene med8, whose product is annotated as mediator complex subunit 8. Gene Ontology annotation, cellular component: mediator complex; core mediator complex. The coding region runs from base 147 to 959 and encodes 270 amino acids. Gene Ontology annotation, molecular function: transcription coregulator activity; RNA polymerase II cis-regulatory region sequence-specific DNA binding. The record is from RefSeq and is a predicted model, not a curated record. Gene Ontology annotation, biological process: regulation of transcription by RNA polymerase II. Lineage: Eukaryota; Metazoa; Chordata; Actinopteri; Scatophagidae. The transcript is spliced from 7 exons.
UAGUGAAAAGUAAUGCAAAUCGUUAACGAAGAACAAUGUUCUUGAAUUCAAAUUUAGAACACGUGCUUUUAUUUUGACACCACGAACCGGAAGUCCUUCUAUAUUUGAUUGGUUUGAGCGUUUCUUCAUUGCUUUGCAGUUUAGCGAUGCAGCAACGAGAAGAGAAACAGUUGGAAGCGUCGGUGGAGUCGCUCAUCUCUCGGGUGGCACACGUCAAAAACGCUCUUCACAGUUUCAUUUACAAGCUGGAAAAUGAAUAUGAGCGAUUAACGUGGCCUUCUGUUUUGGACAACUUCGCUCUUCUAUCUGGUCAACUGAACACUAUCAAUAAACUGCUCAAGAAUGAGAAGACGCCAUCCUUUCGCAGUCAGGUUAUAAUACCGCUGCUUCUGUCUCCAGACCGAGAUGAGGAUUUAGCGAAACUCACAGAGCAGCGUGUCCCAGUGUUCAGCCAUGAGAUUGUGCCGGACUACUUGCGGACCAAGCCUGAUCCAGAGGUGGAGGAACAGGAGAAACAGCUGAGUGCAGAUGCAGCACGAAUCGGCCCAGACGUUGCACAGAAACAGAUCCAGACAUUGAAUAAACUGUGUUCCAAUCUGCUAGAGAAGCUCAACAAUCCUCGUGAAGACAGAGAUGCAGAAAGUGCAGCGAUAAGACAGAACAAACCUUCUUUUAACCCCGCCGACACGAAUGCAUUGGUUGGAGCUGUCGCAUUUGGAAAGGGGCUUUCCAAAUGUAGGCCUCCGGGUCCGGUCGCCCCUGGACAUCCAGGACAAGGGCCCAUGAUGAGUGGAGGUCCAACCUUACAGCAGGUCACCAUUGGUGGUGGCUCUGGCCAGCAAGCAGGUAUGGGAGGACCUGUGGCUCCACAGCAGCAAGGGCAGCCAGGAAAAAUGCCAAGCAGCAUCAAGACAAACAUCAAAUCUGCGUCCAGCUCAAUGCAUCCGUACAACAGAUGAACUCCUUACUUAUUUCUUUAUCCAACAUUUGUCACAUUUCUCACCUACAGGAAUGACAGCAGAAUGUUCAGUCUGAUGAACCGAAUUAUUUUUAUGGAAAGGAUGAAGCUCUACAAAGUCUGCUCUUUAAAGCUGUUACGCUGCCACUCUUAUUGUUGAGUGAAAUGAUCUCAAACAUAAAUAUUUGCGUGGAUCAGGAUACAUAUUUUCAUAUUUGAAUCAAUGUCUGAGACUUGGUGUAGGAGCCACUAGAUGGCAGUGUGUCAUCAUUUGUUGGAUUGUAACAGCUUGUAUUUUUGAACUGAACUGACUCCUUCAAUAAAAUAUGUAGUAAAAAACUA